GGUGCCUCCCGCACUCGCCUUGCUGCGGCAAACACCGCUGGAGUGUUGUAGUGUAACGUCGUGGCUUCCGACUAGCUCGUCUCUUCGUGCAUUGGUGAGGUGCUUUUGCAUUUGCAUUGUCGUGCCCGCCAGCUGAGCGAAGCGAAGCGGCACAGCAAACGUAACCAGUGAUAAGCUGGAAGGACUCGAAGCCUAUUCGUAGAUUCGUACGUAGAGAUAUGUCUCGAUGGAGGCGCGAUCGAUUGAUCGAUACCCUCUGUCUUUCACAAAGCCAGGCUGGCGCCGAUGGGAUGCCUCUCCACUGCGUCUCUCGCCGUGGGCUCAUUUCCAACCAGCUCACAGACUUUCUUCAUUCUUCCGGAGCGGCUCCCUCCCACAUGCCAGUGGGUAAUACUUUCACACGCGACAGUGCACGGCCAAUGCCGAGAGGGAUCCCCGGAUUGGAAUACCUCCCUCAGAGUCGGACAGUCAGCUUGCCACCGGCAUCCCCCCGCCACUGUCAUAUUGCCUGCUCAGAGUCUGAGAUUGGAUAUCGACAGGGCAGCAUGGAUCGGGUGUCUUUGUGCCGACACGGCCAACUCUAGGUAUUCCUGAGAGACCUCGAUCGACAUUGCGAGUGAGACACGGCCUGC
Colletotrichum godetiae is the source of this 632-nucleotide messenger RNA. RefSeq lists its product as uncharacterized. Bases 219 to 584 code for a protein of 121 amino acids. The transcript has a single exon. NCBI's taxonomy places the organism in Eukaryota, Fungi, Ascomycota, Sordariomycetes, Glomerellales, Glomerellaceae. The record is from RefSeq and is a predicted model, not a curated record.